CGUGGCACGCGGAGCUUCAGUCUGAUCCUGCCUGUCGGACUGAGUUCUUCAAUAGAAAGUUUGUUUAUUAGAAGAAACAGAAGGCCAACACCAAGACCACGAACACGAAGAACAAGAAAAUAUUUAAAGUCGAACAAAAAUAAUUUUUUUUUGUUUAUUUUUAAAAUUUUUAAGACGUGUCUGAUUUAACGACGACUUUGGCUACUCAAGACUCACACUUUUAUUCUGUUUCUGCGAUUUGCUACAAUUUAUAAGAGAACUCUUUACUCAGCGGCAGUGAAAUGUACGUCAGCUUAAUAAUCGUCGGCGUGUUGUUAGUGACCAAAAUUAUAGCCGGGGAUCCGGUAUUCAAUAACAACAACAAUAACAAUCUAAAUGCAGAAAAUGAUAACGAUUUGACGAAGCGAGGCGGUACGAUGGGGUUCCAAGGGAUGAGAGGAAAAAAGGACGAUAAUAAUUUGGACGGCGACGACUUAUCAAAACGCUCACCCAUGGGUUUUCAAGGAAUGAGAGGAAAGAAAGAUCCCACUGGUCCGGAUCCCGUGGAGAAUCUAGUGGAUUAUGAAUACGAAAAGCGAGCACCUAUGGGAUUUCAAGGGAUGCGUGGUAAAAAGGACGAAAAUUAUUCGCCUGAUGAUGACUUUGGAGGUUUUUACCAUGAUUAUUAUGACAAGCGGGCUCCGAUGGGUUUUCAAGGGAUGCGCGGUAAGAAAGAGAUGCCGUUCGAAGAAGAGUAUUUCAAAAGAGCUAUGAUGGGAUUCCAGGGAAUGCGUGGAAAAAAAUCACUGGAGGAGGUCGUAGACGAAAUCGAAGAAGGAGCAGACUACUACGGGAUUCCCGUUGACAGACAAUUACUCUACGAAUAUUUGGACGAUUACGAGAAACGAGCUGCUGCGACAGGUUUCCACGGGAUGAGAGGCAAAAAAAGCGAUUACGAAAGCGUCGACUGGGAUAAAAGAGCCCCAAAGGGUUUCCAAGGAAUGCGCGGAAAAAAAGCUCUCCUCCACGAGCUCCAAGAGCUCGAGAAACGGGCCUCGAUGGGCUUUCAGGGAGUCAGAGGAAAGAAGAAUGAGGUGGACAAUUAUUACGAGUAUCUCAUGGAGCCAAGUGAGUUUGACAAAAGGGCUCCCAUGGGAUUCCAAGGGAUGCGGGGUAAAAAGGAAGGAUACAAACGCACAAACAUGGGUUUUGUUGGGAUGAGGGGCAAGAGAAAUGUCAACGGUUUUUACGAGAUUGCUGAUUAUCACGACAGUCCUAAAUCAUUAGAUACAAAUUUCUUAGACAGUCCAAUCCACUUCGACAAAAGAUCAUCCUUUGGAUUCUUCGGCAUGAGGGGUAAAAAAAUUCCACGAUGGGAAAUGCGCGGUAAAUUUAUUGGUGUGCGCGGUAAAAAGUGGGUAUCAAAAAACUUAGAUAAUUCCGAUAAAUCAUUAAUUAACAGCUUUGAUAUUAAUAAUACUAAUAAAAGGAUAAUGAAUGAUGUUAAAAAUAAUGAUUCGUCAGGAUUUAGUAAGUCAAUUGUUUAAAAAAAUUACUUUUUUAACUGAUUGAUCUCUUACUGAUAUAAAAUAACUGUUUAUAUUAAUAAUAAUAACUAUACUAACUGCUAAAUAUUUUCCACAGAUAACCAGUAAUGUGGCAAAUAAAAUUUAUUUAUCCGCAAUCCGGAAAGUAAACUUUCAAUUCCUUAACAACCAAACUACAAAUUUAUAAAUAUAUAUUAGACUUUUUUUUUAAACCUAUGUCAGUAUUAAUUUUGAAAACUAUUUAUAAUUUAUGUUAUCGAUGUCCGCAACUUAUUUAAUUGUUAAAAAAACAGAAUAACAUAAUUGUAAACUUUACGGACUUAGUCAAAAACAAAUAGGCACUAUAUUUUUCUCUGAAUGUUAUUAAUAGUUAUUAUAAAUAUAUAUUAAAUAUAAAGUAUAUAAAAGGAAUUAAUACCUAUGUGUCAUUGGAUGAUAGGAAUCCAUGAUUGUAACGAAGAUGUUUUAUUUAAAUUUAUAAAGUCUGGUAAUUACUAAUUACUAAAAUUAUGACCAAAUUUUGUUGACAAGUAUCAUACUUCAGUCACACAAGCUGUUUUUUUUUUUAAUUAUGUUCGCUUGUAUUAUUAUUAAGAAUUUAAUUAAAUCUUUAUUUUUUAUUAUAAUUAAUUAUUAACUAUUGUGUUAAUUGAUCGUUUAAUAAUUACUUGUAUACGAAUAUAAAAUUAUACUUAAUUAAUAAUGUUCUCUGGGCUGGAAGAGAAAUCAUUAAAAAAUUUGCAUAUUUAUUGUAAAAAAAAUGUUACUUUAAUAAUUCAGUUGAGAAUUAAAAACAAUAUUUUAAGUGUUAGAAAAUUAUUGAUACAAUUUAUGUAUUCGAUUUAAUGUGUUUGCGUGUGAAAAAAAUUCGUUGACUCAAGUAUGGUAAAACGAAAUUCUAAAAAAAAAUUUAUGUCUGUAAUAAGUUAGUUAAUUAUUUACUUGUCGUAAAUUGAUGUACUUUGUAAACUUUAUUAAAAUUUAGUUGACUACCGUUUGAUUGUAUGUGAUAAAAUGAAAGAAGAAAGUAUUAUGCGCUGAAAGUUACAGAUUUGUGUAUAUCGAAAAACAGUGAUUUUAAAAUUAUCUAUGAAGAAAUCUAUAUGUAUUACUAAAAAUAUAUAUUGUAAACUGGAGUUAUAAAUGGAUGUAUAUAUGGCAGGUAUAUUUAAUAAAUAUAUUAAAUAAUUGUAAUAAUAUUAAUAAUAAUAAAUGAAUGACAACAACGUAGUUAUGACCCCGGUGAAAUAAACUGAAUGAAGUAAAUAUUAAAUAAAUAUAUUAAUAUUAUAUCAAAAUUUGUUUAUGGAUUGUAAUUUUAUUGAAAUUGAAAAAGAUUAUUAUAUUUGAUGUAACGUAACAUAUAGAUGCAAUAUAUUCUGUCUUCAUAAAUAAAAAUUAUAAUGCAUAUUAUAUAUUAAUUAAUAAAAACAAUUCAUUAUGUUAA
Molecule: messenger RNA, 2973 nt
Organism: Cotesia glomerata
Lineage: Eukaryota; Metazoa; Arthropoda; Insecta; Hymenoptera; Braconidae
Gene: Tk
Product: tachykinins
Exons: 7
Coding region: 282-1526 (414 amino acids)
Source: RefSeq, a predicted model, not a curated record